AUUAUUUUACACCGUUAUUGAUUACAGAAAUCGUCGUGAUAAAAAUUCGAGCUCAACACUCUGUAAUAUUGCUCGAAUUGUGCAAUAAUAUCCUCACUUUAUAGUUUAAUUAGAACACUUGCACCAAAUACAUCGUCAACAUGUUCAAGAAACCCUUCAAAGUGAAAUCCAACACUCAAAUGAAAGGAUCCGACAAAAAAAAAUUGAAGUUGGAACUAACGAAGAAUUUCCCAAAACUAACGGCGGAUGAUUUAAAAGACAUACUACCUCAGAAAGAUGACCUAAGUUUGAUCAAAAUCUUGACAUACAACGGCGAAUCAGCUUACUUCUAUUGUAUCGAAAAACUGCCCAUAUUUUUCUCCAAAGGCACUAAGCUAUAUCCUACGUUGUAUUUGCUAUGGAGGUAUCCGAACUUACUUCCAUUUUUCACCACAGCUUCCGAAGUACUGCCAGUAUUGCAAGGCGGUGCUGAUUUCAUGGCAGCUGGAGUGAUCUCUCAAAACCCCAGGAAUCGGUUUGGUAAAGUGAACAAAAACGACUCCGUUUACGUGAAUUGCACGGACAAUAAAGCCGCCGUAGCGAUGGGAGAAUGCGCUCUAUCCAGCCAAGAUAUGUAUAUGUCGGCUGGUCGAGGAAAAUGUGUCAUUGUGUUACAUGUUCUCGACGACGAGCUAUGUAAAUUCGGUACCGUAGUUCCUCUUCCUCAGCAAGGUCCCGUUUUGGGUAAAAAUACCGAACACGAAGAGAAAGCUAAACCUACUAACGAUGAAAAUAAACCACCCUCGUAUGCGAAUACGUUGAAAGCUAAAGAUACAGAGCCUCGGCCUAAACCUCAGCCUCAAAUUGUCGAAUCCGAACCCGAAGAAAUUGAACCAAACGAUGAUAAUGGUGAACUGGAACACGAAGAAGUACAGAGUAACGAGUUAGAAUCGCCCGAUGAUAUUUUAAUGUAUUGUUUCCUGAAAGCGUUGAAUACUUCGAUGAAAAGCAUCAAGUUACCGUUAUUAAUUAGUAAUUUUUAUAAGUUACACAUGAUACCGGCUUGUCCAGAAGGUAAAACUAUCGAUAUAAAGAAAACCUCGUUCAAGAAAAUGUCCAAAUUUAUACAACAAAUGAGCGUCGAUAAUUUAAUCAAAAUCGAAGAACCUAGUCCAGGUGUACAAAGUAUUACUCAGAUUAAUUACUCUCAUCAUUUGAUAUCUGGUUUCGUCGAUCAUCAUAAUAGCGAUUCUGGUACUAGCGAGAAUACGAAAGCUUCCCAGCCUCAAGUUUGCGAAACUUAUACCGUUACCGCUGCUGUGCUUCCGAUAUUCUCCGAAUUUUUAUGCAAGAAAGGAGAAUCUAUGACUGUAUCUCAAGCUCGUAAAUACACCGCCGAAUAUAUUCGUAAACAUCAACUACCUCUUCCUAAUGAUAAUUCCACCGUUCGAUUAGAUCCUGUAUUAAAAACUUUGAUAGCUCAAGGAAACACUUCAGAGGUACCAGAGACUGCUAAAUGGGAAGAGAUAAUGAACAGAGUAUUGUACAAAAUGAGCAGAUCGUUUAAAAUAACCACCGAUGGCAAUUCUGGAUUCAGUCAAAAAGGGAAAUUACCCAUGAUUGAUAUCAGAAUAGCGAAUAAGGCUGGUGGUAAAAAAGUAACGUUAAUAAAUAACUUAGAAGCUUAUGGAAUAAAUAUGGAAGAAUUUUCGCGAGAAUGUCAAAGAGGUGUCGCCGCUAGCGCUACUAUCAAUCAAGUUAAUGGUUUGAAAACGCCACAGCUUCAAAUACAAGGCAAUCAGAUUAAUUUCAUCGAAAAAAUAUUGACAGGUAAAUAUAAUAUUCCGAAGAAAUACAUUAAUGGUUUACAAUUCGCUCCGAAGAAGAAAUGAUGAUCCGAAUCGAGUACCUAUUGGUUUAUCGAGAACUCGAGGUGUGGUGAAUAUUGAAUACAAAAAUGCUGCAAAGAUCUUGAUCAUGUAUCUCUAAUCUAUUACGUAUCGUCGCUUUUAUGAAUCGUUAUUGUGUUAUUUUGAAUAUUUUUUUGAUGUGUCGAAUUUUGAUAAAAAACGAAUUAUAAACGAAUGAAUCAUUUUUAUGAUUUCUAAA
Messenger RNA from Planococcus citri (citrus mealybug), 2088 nucleotides. It is a transcript of the gene eIF2D, whose product is annotated as eukaryotic translation initiation factor 2D. The transcript is spliced from 6 exons. Lineage: Eukaryota; Metazoa; Arthropoda; Insecta; Hemiptera; Pseudococcidae. Gene Ontology annotation, molecular function: RNA binding; translation initiation factor activity. Bases 141 to 1871 code for a protein of 576 amino acids. The record is from RefSeq and is a predicted model, not a curated record. Gene Ontology annotation, biological process: translational initiation; formation of translation preinitiation complex.